Eruca vesicaria subsp. sativa (arugula) is the source of this 776-nucleotide messenger RNA. NCBI's taxonomy places the organism in Eukaryota, Viridiplantae, Streptophyta, Magnoliopsida, Brassicales, Brassicaceae. The record is from the annotation of a GenBank genome assembly.
AAAAAAUUUUGGUCUAAUAUUCUCUUUCUUAUUUACUAUAUAUAUACGAGAAACAGUAGAGGAGGAGAAGCUAAAAUUUGAAGAAUGGUUUCGAGGGAAUACAACAGAGAUUCCUCUCUUCGUGAAAAGUUUCAACUGCUUCGUUCAAUCACUAACUCUAAUGCUGAAAGCGAAACCUCGAUCAUAAUGGAUGCAUCUAAAUAUAUCAAAAAGCUUAAGCAGAAAGUUGAAAAAAUCAACAAUGAGACCACGUCUGAGCAAUAUGAUACUACCGAUCCAAUGGUUAGAGUGGAAACCCUCGAGAAGGGAUUCAUGAUAAAGGUAAUGUCAGGGAAGAAUGAGGCAGGCUUGUUGGUUUGUGUUCUUGAAGCCUUUGAAUAUCUUGGACUUGAAGUUGUUGAAGCUAGGGUUUCAUGUAUGGACUCAUUUAGCUUACAUGCCAUUGGUUCAUCACAUAAUGAUGAUGGUGAAAGCAUGGAUGCUGAAGCAGUGAAACAGGCAGUUGUAGUGGCAGUCAGGACCUGGAGUGAUAGCCAUGAUCCAAAAGGGUAGAGACAGGUCAAAUGUUGAUGAUUGUAUCUCUCUCUAUAUAUUUCUACAUUUGUUUAACCUACAAGGGAUUUUAGUUAGACAUUCAAUCAAGAAGAGGUUCAAUUGUAUGUCUCUCUAAUUAAUCAAAUUUCUAAAGUAAAUUUCUUUGGCAUCAAGUUCAUAAAUUCAUUACCAAUGUGUGAAAACUCGUAUAAUUUAAGUAAAAAUAAACAUUCAGAACCUAG